This is a messenger RNA of Solanum dulcamara, 402 nucleotides long. RefSeq lists its product as uncharacterized. Bases 1 to 402 code for a protein of 133 amino acids. The record is from RefSeq and is a predicted model, not a curated record. NCBI's taxonomy places the organism in Eukaryota, Viridiplantae, Streptophyta, Magnoliopsida, Solanales, Solanaceae. The transcript is spliced from 2 exons.
AUGGGAGGAAACUCGGAGUACUUUCCAGUUGAGAUGGGGUUGCACCAGGGAUUUGUGUUGAGCCCGUUUGUAUUUUCAGUAAUGGAUAAAUUGACAUGUCAUAUUCAGGGCGAGGUGCCUUGGUGUUUGUUAAUCGCAAAUGACUUUGCUUUGAUUGAGGAGUCUCGCGGUAGAGUUAACGGUAGAUUGGAGGUGUGGAGAUAUACUAGGAGUGAUAGGAAUUUAAAAUGCGGAUAUCCGGAACAAAGUGGGAGUGAUAUAUGUGGUGGACGAGAUGAGGAAGAGAGAUUGAUAUGGUUUGGACAGGAGAAGAAAAAAGGUGUGAAUGCCUCGGUAAGGAGGUGUGAGAGUUUGGAUAUAAAGAGGUUGAGGAAAGCCAAAGGUUGGCCAAAGAAGUAUUAG